GCGAGGUGGUUAAGACUACACAAGUAUAUCGCACAAUAUUGUUAUCAAAACGCUUUAGCAAUUACGGAAGCCUAGCGACAGCCACUAUUUUUAUAAAUCUUAGCAGGUGUUUUAGUGACAAUCAAGUUGCUGUUGGCUAGAUGUCCCACAUACCAUGGAUGGUGAUGACGACAUACCCUCACUGUCUGCAGAGACAUUUGCAGCUCUCCAAGAGUUCUAUGCGGAACAACAAAAACGGCAGGCAAUACUCAACAAGCUGGAAGCUGAUAAUAAAUUGAAAGAAAACAUUUUAUUUGAUGAAAACUGGCAACUGAGCCAGUUCUGGUAUGAUGAGGCGACGGUGCAGUCUCUGGUGAAGGUGGUGGACAGGUCUGUGGGAGAGGGGGGCAGGGUGGCACUUGUCUCCUGUCCCACCCUUUUUGUACCUGUUAAGAGACAGAUUGGAGAUAGAGCUACAGUUACUCUGCUGGAGUACGACCGUCGCUUCGAAGUGCACGCUCCCGACUUCGUAUUUUACGACUACAACACUCCAGACAAGUUGCCUCCCGAAACCCUCGGCUCUUACGACCUGGUGGUAGCCGACCCUCCCUUCUUAUCUGAAGAGUGCAUCUCCAAGACUGCGCAGACCAUCAAACUAUUAGCAAACAAUAAAAUAGUAGUGUGUACCGGAGCUGUCAUGAAAGAUAUGGUGCACCAACUCUUGGGCUUGAAUCUGUGCGAGUUUCAGCCUCAUCAUAGAAAUAACUUGGCUAAUGAGUUUUCGUGUUACGCUAAUUUUAAUUUAGACGAGAUUCUGAGAUGAUCGUGAGCGCAAUUUUGAUGACUAAAUUAAUCAAUUUUAAGUUCUACAUCCCAUUUCAAUUAAUUCUUGAAUUUUAUAUGUAAUUUAAAUUAUAUGAAAGUAUGUAGGUAACAAUCUUACUAGAGAGUUUUUUUUGCACAAUACAAAUAGACAUCUGGGCAUUUAUUAAUAUAAAUAUUACUUGUUAUGUAAUUUAUGUGGAUAGAAAGCAUAAUGUAUAUAUUGUAUUGUAAGAUUUUAUUAAAUAAGUUACGAAAAGACUUGAAAUAUAAAACGUUUAAUAUAA
This is a messenger RNA of Helicoverpa zea (corn earworm), 1088 nucleotides long. Its product is annotated as EEF1A lysine methyltransferase 1. The record is from RefSeq and is a predicted model, not a curated record. The transcript has 4 exons. Gene Ontology annotation, molecular function: nucleic acid binding; protein-lysine N-methyltransferase activity. The coding region runs from base 155 to 802 and encodes 215 amino acids. NCBI's taxonomy places the organism in Eukaryota, Metazoa, Arthropoda, Insecta, Lepidoptera, Noctuidae. Gene Ontology annotation, biological process: methylation.